GACUAAUUAUGAAUAGCAGUAAUUGGUCUCAAUCUGCGGAAACCCUAAAUCUGGCUCUCGUUCGUGUCACGGAUUGACAGUCCCGAGCUCUUCACCUGCUUCGCGUCUCUUCUGGAUUUUAUUUAUGGAGGCGUAGCUCAUGAUUUUGGAUGCAUUAAGAACUAUCAGUUGUUCAAGGGCUCGAAAUCUUCCACUUUUGCGUUUGGGUUGUGGUUUUGAUUCGGUAACCUUAAGUAAGAUGCGAGAAAUCAAAGUAAAGGGUAACGCCAGGGAUUUGGCGAAUUCAGCUGACGAAGAGGCUGUAUCCGUAAGAGAUGAUGAGAGAUCUUCGUCUUUGAGCGUGAAAUCAACCCCCGAAAUCGAAAAGAAGUAUGUUCAUCGCGUUUACGAUGCAAUCGCUCCCCAUUUCAGCUCCACACGGUUUGCUAAGUGGCCAAAAGUCGCUGCAUUUCUCGAGUCGUUGCCUUCUGGAUCUGUGGUUCUGGAUGCAGGAUGUGGCAAUGGAAAGUAUUUGGGCUUAAACCCAAAAUGCUUUUUCAUAGGUUGUGAUAUAAGUGAUCCACUUAUAAGAAUCUGUUCGGAUAAAGGCCAUGAGGUUCUGGUCGCAGAUGCCGUGAAUCUUCCUUACAGAAACGGUUUUGGUGAUGCAGCUAUCUCUAUAGCGGUUUUGCAUCACUUGAGCACAGAGAGCAGAAGGAAGAAAGCCGUUGAAGAACUAGUUCGUGUGGUUAAGACCGGCGGUUUUGUUCUUAUCACGGUUUGGGCCGCAGAGCAAGAAGACAAGUCCUUGCUCACCAAAUGGACACCAUUGUCACCAAAGUAUGUUGAGGAAUGGGUUGGACCGGGCAGUCCAAUGAACAGCCCUCGUGUUCGUAACAACCCAUGCUUCAGCCUCGAGAGCAUUCCCGAGACCGAGGAAGGAUCGAGAGAGCAAAAGGUCGAGAAUUUGAGCGAAGGGUCAGUGGAAGAAAUGAAAAGGAAUCAGCAAGAGUAUUUCGUUCCAUGGCAUUUACCGUACCAUAGAGCCGAAGUAAGCGGUGCUUCUGCAUGUGCGCUUGCGAGUGGGCUCGCUAAGAAAGACGAUAGAAAGGGAGCUGUUGUAUACAACCGAUACUAUCAUGUUUUCAGCGAAGGCGAGCUCGAAAGGUUGGCAUCAGGAAUAGGCAGCGCAGUGAUAGUUGAUAGAUUUUACGACAAAUCCAAUUGGUGCAUUGUUCUUCAGAAAACCUCAUGAAGGAUUCUAGACCGGCCGAUCUUGAUCUCCUGGAAUCGAAACCCGGGUUCAAACUCGAUUAUACUUUGAGAUACAAAUCUGUUUGUUGUUUUUCAAUUGGUUGCCUACCCCUGUAAUCGAAGAAUCGUUGGAUCGAACGCUUUUUUUUUCGUGUUUGAGGGGGAAGAGAUAGUGAGACGUUUCUCUCCUUUUGCUUGUAUGGUCUGCAGCUGAGGGGUUUAAAGCUAUGUAACAUUGAUAGUAGAAUCAGCAUAAACUGUGUUGUCUGAA
Tarenaya hassleriana is the source of this 1504-nucleotide messenger RNA. Its product is annotated as alkylated DNA repair protein alkB homolog 8. Gene Ontology annotation, biological process: tRNA wobble uridine modification. Gene Ontology annotation, cellular component: nucleus; cytoplasm. Gene Ontology annotation, molecular function: S-adenosylmethionine-dependent methyltransferase activity; tRNA binding. The transcript is spliced from 3 exons. Bases 140 to 1234 code for a protein of 364 amino acids. Lineage: Eukaryota; Viridiplantae; Streptophyta; Magnoliopsida; Brassicales; Cleomaceae. The record is from RefSeq and is a predicted model, not a curated record.